Molecule: messenger RNA, 1535 nt
Organism: Anopheles funestus (African malaria mosquito)
Lineage: Eukaryota; Metazoa; Arthropoda; Insecta; Diptera; Culicidae
Product: ovochymase-2-like
Exons: 2
Coding region: 118-1041 (307 amino acids)
Biological process (GO): proteolysis
Molecular function (GO): serine-type endopeptidase activity
Source: RefSeq, a predicted model, not a curated record
GACAAUUUAAAGAAUUAAAAACACCGUUAAGGAACGUUUUGUUUUUGUCUGCUUGAUUCGAAGGUUCUUCCGCCGCCGACCGGUUUGAUUCGCAUAAAUUUUUAAAGUCACCCAGUGAUGGUGAGCGUUAGUGUACGGCUGGUGAUCGGUCUCACUGUUUUGCAGACUGCCGUACCACAGUGUGAGGUUGUGAGCACAAAUCCUGCAGAAUGUGGAAUGCGCAAUUCAUCCGAUGGUUGGCCAUUUCAUGUUGGGCUGUAUCGGACGGAGCAUAACGAAAGUCUUUACUUUUGUGGCGGUACGAUCGUAACUAGCUCACUGGUGAUCGUUUCGGCGCACUGUGUAAAACCUUAUCGGAGUGAGAUCCUUACGGUGCACUAUGGUGUUAGUGAUUUAACCCAGCGGGAUCAUACCCAUUGGUGCCGUGUGGAAACUGUUAUCAUUCAUCCCGAUUAUCGGGCGCCUGCUUUUAGUGACGAUAUAGCUUUACUGCAGUUGAAGGAUGUAAUUCCAUUUGGGACACUAGCGCGUCCGAUCUGUCUUUGGCCGGAACAGGUUCAGGAAACGGAAUCACAAGGAGGAGACGAUCUUACGGGUACACGUGGUACCAGCGUAGGGUGGGGCAUUGGAGCACACAAUGUUUACACGAGUGUGUUGCAAAGCGCCAUCACGGUAGUGCUACGACAAAGCCGCUGCAUGGAAGUGUUCACUGAAAAGUUGUUCGAAUAUAAUGAUUUCUUUUGUGCUGGUAAGUGGUCAAGGAUAACGCCUGUGUGCAGUGGUAGCGGCGGUAGCGGGUUCUACGUUGAGCAUAAGGAUCGUUUCUAUCUGCGUGGGAUGACAACGUUUGGCAUUGCACCGAAGGGUUACUAUCAGUGUGGAGUUAACACGUUGACGGGGUUGCUUAAUGUGGUCAAGUAUACCGGUUGGAUACGGGAUCGCAUACAGGAGCUUGAGCCUCAACAGACAACAAUGGCGAAAAGUAAGAUUUCAGAUACAUCCGAAAAUGAAAAUCAAAACCCCGAUCCUACUACCACCUGACAAUGCCACGCACAGUGAUUAUAAUGGGUAGAAAGAAAAACGAUGGAAAAGGAGAAAAUAUAUUCAAACUAUAGAAUUUUCCAGACGUGUCAUGUACAUUAUUACCACGUACGUUUACCGUGCACACAAGCGCAUUUGGUGGGCUUUAUCUAACUUUAAUGAUCGUAUCCCAUUUCGUGCAGUGUUCGUGCAUAUGAGUAUGAGGUGGAGAGGUGAUUUAUUAGCAUAAUUUACCGUUCAUAAACAUGCCUAUUGUUAGCUGCAAAAUAAUAACAUGUUUUCAUCGCUCAUUUGCAGACCAUUUGAUACAACAUCAAAGAAGCUGACGGAGAUCGAAAACGGUUCGAGGGGAUUUUUUUUGUUGGUUUCAGUUCUAUGAUUAUCACAUUACCAUCAAUUUAGUAACAUACGUUUGAUGGUCAAAUUGCAUUACAUGGUCGGAAAGAUCGACAAGAUUGAGUCUAUAUUUUUGAGUUUCAAAAAUGACUUUAACA